UUCCCGGGGAGGCUGUGAUGGGUUGACAGGUGCGUGACAGUGGGAGCUGCUCUCGGCACAAGCAUGUACGGCAAAGGCAAGAGUAACAGCAGCGCCGUCCCGUCCGACAGCCAGGCCCGGGAGAAGUUAGCACUCUACGUAUAUGAAUAUCUGCUCCAUGUAGGAGCUCAGAAAUCUGCCCAAACAUUUUUAUCAGAGAUAAGAUGGGAAAAAAACAUCACUUUGGGGGAACCACCAGGAUUCUUACAUUCUUGGUGGUGUGUAUUUUGGGAUCUCUACUGUGCAGCUCCAGAAAGACGAGAAACAUGUGAACACUCAAGUGAAGCAAAAGCCUUCCAUGAUUAUAGUGCUGCAGCAGCUCCCAGUCCAGUGCUAGGAAACAUUCCCCCAGGAGAUGGCAUGCCAGUAGGUCCUGUACCACCAGGGUUCUUUCAGCCUUUUAUGUCACCUCGGUACCCUGGAGGUCCAAGGCCCCCAUUGAGGAUACCUAACCAGGCACUUGGAGGUGUCCCAGGAAGUCAGCCAUUACUUCCCAGUGGAAUGGACCCAACUCGGCAACAAGGACAUCCAAAUAUGGGUGGGCCAAUGCAGAGAAUGACUCCUCCAAGGGGAAUGGUGCCCUUAGGACCACAGUCUGACCCUUGGUUAUCAUUACAGAACUAUGGAGGUGCAAUGAGACCCCCACUGAAUGCUUUAGGUGGCCCUGGAAUGCCUGGAAUGAACAUGGGUCCGGGUGGUGGUAGACCUUGGCCAAACCCAACAAAUGCCAAUUCAAUACCGUACUCCUCAGCAUCUCCUGGGAAUUAUGUAGGUCCUCCAGGAGGUGGAGGGCCACCAGGAACACCCAUCAUGCCUAGUCCAGCAGAUUCAACCAACUCUGGAGACAACAUGUAUACUUUAAUGAAUGCAGUACCUCCUGGACCUAACAGACCUAAUUUUCCAAUGGGCCCUGGGUCAGAUGGUCCCAUGGGUGGAUUAGCAGGAAUGGAGUCACAUCACAUGAAUGGCUCUUUAGGCUCAGGAGAUAUGGACAGUAUUUCCAAGAAUUCUCCCAAUAAUAUGAGCCUGAGUAAUCAACCGGGCACUCCAAGGGAUGAUGGCGAAAUGGGGGGAAAUUUCUUAAAUCCUUUUCAGAGUGAGAGUUAUUCCCCCAGCAUGACAAUGAGUGUGUGAUCCAUUACCAAGUCUCUUCAUGAAAACCACAGUGAGUCAGCCCUUCACAGAACUGCGAUGGAAGAAAAUUAUUCAUCACAGUGUACAGUUAAACAAAGGAAUCUCAGUCACAACAAACCAACCUUUUUAUUUCCUGCUCUCUCCCCUAUUUUGUGAAGAAAGCGGGUCCAAAUGUGAUUCAAAUAACUGUACGGAGCAGCAUAUAGAAUUUUCCUAAACUGAACUGCAAAUAAUUAUCUGUGUAUGUAUAUGUGUGGGAAAGAGAAUGUAUUGUAUAUGUGUAUGUUAUACAAGCAUAUACACAUACAUACAUUGACCCACAGGACAUUGUAAAAUAUUAUCACAUGACAUCUUAAGUAGACUUAAGUAGGGACUUCUAUUCCAUCCUUUUUUUCACGUUUACAUUUUAAUUAUUAAAAGUUGCUCCUGCCCCUCCCUGAAAUAUUUUGUGCUGUGUAUAUCACUGCUUUAUAUAAGUUAUUUUUUAAGGUGAACUCAGAUGUUAUGGUUUUGUAAAUGUCUGCAAUCAUGGAUAGGAAUAAAAUUGCUUAUUUGAGAGCUUUCAUUAAAUUGCGUCUGAUGCAAGUUAUCCUGUGAAUCUCAAAGUGUACUGUCUAAAAAAAAAUAGAAGGAAGUGUGUCUUCAUCUUUAUGUUAAAGAAAAGGUUUCUCAGUUACCUUCAGUGAAAAGUAUUUUUGUACUUUUUGUUUAGGAAAAACACUUAAAUCAACAGAAGCUUAACUGGGGCCUGACACAGUAUAUUUCUGCAAUAACUACUUUAAAUGGAGUUCUUCAUUUGUUUGUCUUAGAUGGUACAGAAAAUCAUUAUUUAGCCCCAGUUGCUCAGACCAUAGCAAUAAAGUGACAGGGGUUAUCAUACUUUAAGCAAUGUGUUUUCUCUUUAACAUGGUAAAGCCCAGAGGUGAUAAGAAAAUCAAUUUGUCACUUCUUAACAGGAAUUUUAGGGCUAAAUUUUUAAUAGCAUACUAAUGGGAAAUAGCCUCUGAUUUUUAUUCAGACUUCUUGUGAACAUUUCCAUGUAGACAUUAUGAAGCAGAUACAGUAAAAUGAUUGAAACUUUCAGCACAGGGGGAAAAUCAGUCUUUAAACCACCUGUGGGGCUCUGGAGUACUACUUUUCUAUCCAGGUAUCUUUCUUACUAGCAGCAGAAUUGACUGGUAACAGUCCAUUUUGUGUAUACCUUCUCACUGACAGUAAAGCACCUGCUCUGUUCUGGAAUGUAGGGCUUUUAUUUAGAGACAAAUCAUCUAUGGUAACUUUGCUUCAUCUGGCCAGCAACUUCAGGCCAAAUGCACACUGUGUAACUCACUGUUCAGAAAAGAGUGAGUAAAUGUGUUUUAUGCCCUGUUUUGUUUUGUUUUGAUUUUUUGUUUUUUAAAUUAUCCACUUCCCUUAUGAAAGCAUCUUGUUCUAUGGCACUUUCCUGAUCUCUGUGUGUGUGUGUGUUUGUGUGUGCACAUGCGCGCUUCAUUAUACGUACAAACACCUAAAUCAUAAUAGAAAAGUGUGAAGACUUUAAAUUUAGACUGUAAAAGAUAAUUGAGUGAUUCUUUCUGUUAAAACUAUAAUACAAAUAUCCCUUGAUAAACAUCAACUGUAUAUCCAAACCACAGACACUGUGGAAAGCAUUCUUUAAUCUCAGGUAAGAGGAAUUCUCUGUUCAGAAUUAUGAUCUCUGAAGUGAAGCUUUGGCAUUAUAUUUGGUACUACCUAAUCCCAGAUGACUUAACUUUUCUCAAAUCCAUAAUGAGUUAUUCCUUCUAAAAUAUAAAGAUGUUGCUUUGUGUAUGACAGGGGUGCUGGGCCGAGCUGCUAAGGGGGAAAAAAGAAGCUGAAUUAAAUUUACCUUACAGAUUUAAACUAUAGUAAAAUGAGCCACCAUUACUCACAAUGUGCAGGAGUCUAGGACUACAUAGUGGAGAACUGCCUCCAGCUCUCAGGCUGCAGAGAACUUUGUUAACAAACUCAAACUAAAAGGUCUUUAAUUCAAGCUAAGGUAACCUGAAGAUGAGAAUAAGUACAGACAUUUGAAUUUACCAACAAUAAUUUUAACUUUAAUUUUUUAUGACAAUUGAGCAAAAAUUGAAACACCUUUGAAUUUUAAACUUAAUCUUAUGAUGCUAAAAUUUUCAAACAUUUUGUUGAAUUUUCUCCAUUGUUAUUGAUCUUGAAUUACUUUUAUAUGACUUCUGAAAGGUAUUGUUUCUUACUAUCACGAAGAAUCAUGAACCUGAUUCCAGUUGCCCUUAUUUAGAGGUAAUACUGAAAUAUAAAUGGCAACAUGGGUCCACUUAUUUCUAAGCUAUUUGGUUAAAACAUAAAAAUUGAUUCUUUUCAAGGUAUAACAAUCAACUCAUUAUAAGUAUUUAUUUCUUUUUCUGUCUUGGAACUUAAAUUAAAAAUAUUUCAGGUAUAAAAUUUCCUGAAAUAGUUCUAAAAAAAUUAUUUUCAGGAGAAAAUUGUAUUCAAGAAUACCAGAAAAUAAGGUUACUUAAUUUUAAUAUCCAAAUAAUUUUUUCAUGCAUCAGAAGAAAGAUAGUAUACCUGUAUAUUAAUUUUUAAGUUUUAAAUCAUGUAAACCUUAUCCUUUUCUCUUGUAAGACCAUUUAACCUUUUUAUCUCAUGUUUUCCAACUCCACUCAUGUGUCCAUGUUGGCCUUGAUGUAUACUAGCUAGCUGUUCCUGGGGUUGCUUUUACACAAUUCACCUUACAGUAAUAAUAUCAGAAAACAAAAUACUCUUACAAACUGCAAGACUAUGUAGACAGUAAAAACAUUACUCUGCUUUGCAUUCUCCUUAAUUCACUACAGUUGGAAAAUGCAUGUCAAAUUCUUUCUAAAGUACCUGUGAUUCCUAUCCAACUAACCUACUUGUAGCAAAGUUGACCCUGGGAACAAAGGCUGUGGGGUAAUUCCCAAGACAUUUGAUGGGUGAAUCUCAGCACCCCUUUAAAGUGUUCCCAGUUUGGAUUCAGUUGCUAAUAAAAAGGAAUUUCACUGAUAGAAAUCUGAGAUUCAGAUUUCUCUUUUGCCGAAAAAAACUGAGUCAGUUCUGUUCCCCAAGCAUGGAAAGUGCCCAAAAUGCCCCCCCCCCCCGUCCUAUAAGAAUAAAAUAGAGAAAACUUCCAUUUUCUGUAGUUUAAAAGACAGUACAUGGAAAUAAGUUCAGUUUGAGUGUGAAAAGCCCCACAUCUGUCCACACCUUUCCUUCAUCAUAUCAUUCUGGGACUGUGCAGCAAAGCUUUUGAAACCUCUUCCUCUGCAGGGAAGUUCUCCACAGUCCUUAAUACUGUGAAGUCUUGACUGGCUUCUUCCAUGGCAUUCUCUUUCCCUCUCUCUCAAAUUCGGAAUCCCCUGGUCAAAAUAAGUUACAGACUGAGUAUUUUUACCUUCUCAGAUCUUACAAUUUUCAUCUCAAAAUAAAUAGUUUAUAGUACUAACAGUUUUUCCAGGGGAAAUAAUUAAAAUUUUCAUUUCUUGAUUAUCACUGUUUAAUCAGAAGCAGUGCCACAAAUCAUAGUUCUCCACUUUGGAAUGCAUUAUAAUAUUUUGACACCAGCGUUUCCCUUUUUAAUUUUUUAUGUACUAUAUUUCUCUCUCCAUAAAAACACUAAUUGAUACAAGAAGUAGCCCAUGACUGUAUACUGUGGGAAGGAGAAGUCCAAUAAGGGACAGUAGGAGGGACGGAGUUGCCAUGUAUUUUCCUAAAAAUAGGUUAGUCCUUUUUUUCUCUAUGCUUUCUCUCCUAGUGGAAGAAGAUUCUUAUUUGCCAUGAGAAACAAGAAUCCCUCUUUGCUUAAAUCCCUGAGUCUGUGAACCAUACCUUGAGAAAUACUGGGAAAGUAAAAGAAAGAAUGGUGAACUACUAUUAAUAACAUCUCCAUUUUUGCAUAUGAAACGUGUGUGUGUGUGCAUGGCAUGUGUUGGGGCAGUAGUAUGGAUUUUGCUCACAAAACACUCCCAGUAUGGUUUGCAUUAUUUUAUAGUACAACUGAUAACUAUUAAACAGAAAUAUUUCCUUUGACCACUUGUUAUUUUAAAUGGUGAAAUCAGUCUUAAAAGGGAUUCGAGAUGGAAAGGAAUACAGCCCCUAAGCAGAUGGAUUCUCCUAUACCCAGCUUUUACUUAGCCCUGUUAGCUUGCCCAUACUAUGCUUUCUUGUGAAGGCACUGCAUCUAAAGGUAAGCACAUAAAUCAUCAUUUAAUCCUUUAUCACUUUAAUGACAUUGUCAGGAAUCGUGCAAUAAUUGUAGUUUUUUGAUGGGGACAUUUGUUCACAGGAAGUUGAAUUGGAAUUAUUAAUUUGUUUCACCAGAACUGUCAACUUUACCCAUGAACUGUAAUUCUCAACUGUAAUUGAGAUGACCUACUGAUGAAAAGAACCUAAGACCACUUUGAUUACUUUUCUAAACUAUAUAUAUAUAUUCUAAAGAGAAAUCCUCAGUUGAAUAAAUCUCCCAAGGAGAAUUUCCUCUGUUGGAGCUUCCCCUGUUAAUGUAGUAUAACUGGUUUCCCUGAAUAGAAGAAAAAGAAUUUCUGUGAGUAGUUUAAAUGUGAAUAUUUUUACUAUCUACAUCUUUAAAAAUGAAAUACAGUACUAUAGAGAAAGUGUGUAAAUUUUAAAGUGGGAGUAGGCAUUUUCAUAUAUAAAAUUACAGUUCAUUUCUUCCCCUUUUUGUGGAUUUACUGACUAUUCUCAGGAUAAAUGUUGGACUCAUUUUGAUUAUCCCAGUCACUGAAAUGUUAUGAUCUGUUCCUACAAAUAUUUAGCAUUUCACUUUAAAAUUAAAUGUACCAUUAACAUGACAAAGGUGAGUUUUAAUAUUCUUAGAGAAAUUUGAAAGGAUUUAUUCCCAGUUAAUGUUAAAACUUUAUCCCACUUUCUCUUUUUUCACCAAAUGACCUCAAUACAUUGCCAAGAGAAUGAAAUUUGGAUUCCUCACAAUGUCCUCAGAACACAAUACAGUAUGUUGUCAACUAAAUUUCCAUCAUGUCCUUCUACUAAAAGUGCUCCAUAAAUGCAAUUAUCUAUCUACUUUUUAAAAAACAACAAUUCAAAUAAUCUGUCAAUUUACAUAAUUUGAAAACAAAUCUUUAAAUUUAGCAAAAGAAAUUUUCAUGGUAUGAACUACUGAUUGAAAUCUGUAUGUGGCUCUCUGUCAGAUCUUAUUUCAAAAUGUUAUGCUUUCUUUGUAUUGACAAUUAAAAACUUACACAAACUAUAUGUUUGAAUGAAUAAUUUAAAGGACAUGCUGUUGUUUCAAACAUGAAAAAUGGAAAAACUCUUUACAAAUAGAAUUCUUUACUCAUGAUAGCCAUCAGCUUAUUGAAUUGUUACUUUAUCUAAUUGUGAUUUUAAGAAUUUAAGAUGUUUUCUUAUUACAUGUGUUAAUCUGUUGUAAUGUCUUCCUGCAAAAAAUAGAGUUAUUUGUAAGGUUUUUAUAAAUGCAAAAUUUAUGUAUAAAUAUGAUUGGAAUAUGGCAUAAUUUAAUAAUCUACUAUUCUUAAUUCAACCAUGGCCACCAGCUACCUGACACAUUUUGUAUAUUUAGCAUCUGUGUGUGUGUCUAUCUGACUUGUCUGUUGCACGCACAGUAUUACAUUUUUUCUCAAAUGGAUUUAUCACUUAAUGUUUUUGUACAAGUACUUGAAAUAUUCAUGUAAUGGAAAAAGUUGCCAUAAUAGUGUACAUAAAUGUCCCUUUAUUUGGCACGUGUUUCCACAUUUAAUUAAAAAAAUACUGCAUUUCAUGUAUAAUUUCUACCCUUUUAUUUAUAGCCUCUACUUUAUUAUUUACUGAAAAAGUAAAGGAAAGUGUCCACAGAAGCCAGCAUAAAUGUUUUCUGAAUGACAAAUCAAAAUCUAACUAAUAUAAAUAUCUCUGUAUAUAAUUGCAUUAGAUAGUAUGCCUCAUAAUAUUCAGGAGUCUGUAAUAUCAAAGGAUUGACAUGCAUUUAAGAAAAGGCUCUGAUGAGGGACUGGCUUUCAUGUAGUCAGAUAACAGAGCUUUUUUAUACCAAAAAAUAACUUAUUAACAAUUGUUGCCUGUUAAUGGAUAAAAGUUCAGUAUUUUAUUCCAAAUAGGAUUAUGCAGAAUGUGGAAAUCUGAAGCAAUUAUGAGGAUAAUUCGUGUAAAACUGCUUCUCCUCGAUUAUAUUCAUCUUUCUCCUGAACUGCACAAAUGGUUGUCUCAAUUCACCAUCAAAUUUGCCUAAACAGAGGCUCUGAAGUAGGUUCUGCAUACUACUCUGUGAGUACAUAUAGAAGGACAAAGGUCUAUAAUUGGGGUGAAUUGUUUUUUCAAUAAAUUCUUAAAUACUAGUUCCACACUUUCUUUAUGGUUAUGAACAAAAUCAGAUCUUCUAAUUCAGUGAUGCAGCACAUUUGUACAUAAUGAUUAGAAAGGUGAAUAAUAUAAAUUCCAGCAAGCCAGGCCAGGAUUUAGGUUGAUGGGAGAGGAGAAUAGGUAGCAAGGUAAUUGAAGGAUCCUUGAAUUUAAAACAGAUAGAAAUUUUCUGGAAGUUGAUAUUUAAACUAUCUCUGUGCAAAAAUGGUUAUCUUGGUGGUAGUACUAUGUAGUUGCAGGGGAGGAAUAGUAUAGAGAAAUAAAAAGCAGCAGAAUUAGUUAAUUCCCCCUUAACACCCCCAGUGAAUGAGAUUUUUUUUUAAGUGAAACCAUCCAAAAUGAAUGAAAAGGGGAAUGAGAGUGCUUGCAUAGCUGCCAAGCAAUCUGAGUAACCAAGUGUUUGUUCUUGUAGCUAGUGUAUCCUUAAAAGUGAAGAAUCCCUUUACAUCAAAAGAGGCAUGAAAAUUUAAAAAAAAAAUCCCAGAAAUUUCAUUCCCUACACAAAAUUUUUAUAUGAAAUAUGGUGGAGCUUUUUAGAAAGUUCUAGGCCCAUUAGACAUUGAACAUAGAAAUAUUUAGUUGCCUCAUUCAGUUUACAAAGCUUCCCUCGAAAUAAAUUUUGGUCUUGUUUGGCUGCACCUUCAAUUCUCAAUGUGCUGUGCUCUCAUGUUUUACU
Choloepus didactylus (southern two-toed sloth) is the source of this 8215-nucleotide messenger RNA. RefSeq names its product single stranded DNA binding protein 2 (gene SSBP2). Gene Ontology annotation, biological process: positive regulation of transcription by RNA polymerase II. The transcript has 17 exons. Gene Ontology annotation, molecular function: single-stranded DNA binding; protein binding. Gene Ontology annotation, cellular component: nucleus. NCBI's taxonomy places the organism in Eukaryota, Metazoa, Chordata, Mammalia, Pilosa, Megalonychidae. The coding region runs from base 64 to 1173 and encodes 369 amino acids. The record is from RefSeq and is a predicted model, not a curated record.